AUGGAUGAAGCUAUGGCGCUAGAGAGAACUACUCGUCGCCAUACGUUGGCUAGUAUUGAGCACCAGAUAAAGCAAACCCCGCGUCAGCAUGUUGAAUCCUCUGACCUAAAGACGCCCGGUAUUUGCCACUUCCCUUUGUCCGUUGAAGGAGAUUCCGAACAUCGUCCACGCUUCUUUCAAUCAUACCAUGAAGAACUACCUCUGCCACAGACGGAGAAGGAAGACAAGAUGCUGGAAUUUGAGCCAUAUCCACACUGCAAGGCCAUUCUGGAAAGUGAGGCAAUCGGGGAUGAUCGACUGCUUCGCGGAGAAAUCAUGACUAUCACCGAUAUCAUGGCUGCCCGUCUGAGAACGAAAUCGCUGCGUCUUCAUAUUUUUGCUCCGAUGCUGGUUGUAUCUCUGAUGGCCCUCGCCAUGCCCGUGUUCUAG
Messenger RNA from Penicillium paradoxum, 429 nucleotides. RefSeq lists its product as uncharacterized. Bases 1 to 429 code for a protein of 142 amino acids. The transcript has 2 exons. NCBI's taxonomy places the organism in Eukaryota, Fungi, Ascomycota, Eurotiomycetes, Eurotiales, Aspergillaceae. The record is from RefSeq and is a predicted model, not a curated record.